Molecule: messenger RNA, 3067 nt
Organism: Papilio polytes (common Mormon)
Lineage: Eukaryota; Metazoa; Arthropoda; Insecta; Lepidoptera; Papilionidae
Gene: Rgl
Product: ral guanine nucleotide dissociation stimulator
Exons: 8
Coding region: 389-2668 (759 amino acids)
Biological process (GO): Ras protein signal transduction; positive regulation of GTPase activity
Cellular component (GO): plasma membrane
Molecular function (GO): guanyl-nucleotide exchange factor activity
Source: RefSeq, a predicted model, not a curated record
CUGCUCUUGUCUCGCGUAUACGUUCAGCUCGACUCUCGUGACGCUCGCGUACUCAAGCUGCCGUCUCAGUCAGUCACACGACGACACCAGUCGCGGAAGGGCAUUUUGUAUCACUCAUUUGCCAUACAAGAAUACAUCGCUGCCUUUUUUUGCAUUUUGUGUAUGAUUACUAUUUUUUUUGAAAGUUUAUGUUUAAAAACUAAAUGUGUUAAACAGUAGUUUAGUGAACAGUGGUCAUAAACAAUAACAGUUUUAAUUUUUGUCGUGUUUAUCGUUAACAAGUUAUUUUGCAUGGUAAUUAAAUGUCAGCUAGUGGAGCUUAUUAGACAUGAAUGAUUUGGUGGGAUAUAAGAAAGUGUUGUGUAAAGAGGUGUGGUGUGGAUGAGGUAUGCUGGUGCGGGGUUGCGCAGGGGGCGAGCUCCGGCACUCGCUGGCGGAGAGGACCAAGGCCCUGGCGGCUAGGUGCCACGCGCUGUGCUCGCCGGCGCGCGAGGAGUCUCGCAGCGUCGACCGUGCUCGCACUAGGCACCGCAAGUCGCAGACGCGAUGGUAUGUCAAGCAGCCGACAUGGCGGUUGUGGGGCGAGGAGCGUGUGGACGGCGCGAUUUACACCGUCUAUCUGAAGAAGGUUCGCUACCAUCGACCCACGAGGAGCGCUUCUAGUGAGUCAGAUGACGAGAUCUCUCACUUGGAGUGGGAGACGGUGCGAGUGCGCUUCGUGAAGGCUGGCACCGUCGAGCGGCUGGUGGAGGCGCUGGCCACCGAUGACGGCGAGCUAGAGUCCACAUACGUCAACGUAUUCCUUGCUACUUACCGUUCAUUUGCGGAAUGCAGCCGCGUGCUGGAUCUGCUGGUGCGGCGCUAUGAGACGCUCGCAGCGGAGGACACGCUGCCCUCACACGCCCCCGCCGUGCCCGGCGCAGACCACUCACACCAACAUCGAAAGACUCUGGUGGCAUGUCUCCACGUAUGGUUGGACACCUACCCGGAGGACUUUCGACAACCUCCGCACCACCCCGCACUGCAGCAGCUACUCGCCUUCACUCAGCUUCACUUGCCUGGCUCGGAGCUACAUUUGAAGGUAUUACAGAAGCUAGCUGUGUUCAGUGCAGAGCGCAAUGGUGGCGGGGGCGGGGGCGGGGGCGCGGGCGGCGGGGGCGGCGUGUGCCUGGCGCCCGGCAUGCGGCUGCCGGCGCACCACACCAGCACCUACCGCCUGCCGCACGUGCCGCACACGCACUUCGCAGAACAACUCACACGAAUGGACAUGGAGCUGUUCAAGAAGCUGGUCCCGCAUCAGUGUCUCGGUGCCAUAUGGUCGAGGAGGGACAAGGAUCGAUCGCACGACGCCGCCACCGUUUUAGCCACCGUCAAUCAGUUUAAUGCAGUAUCGUUUAGAGUUAUAUCGACCAUUCUAGUGGAGCCGAACUUGAGGCCGGCCGACCGAGCCGAGAUACUUUCCGCGUGGUUCGAUAUCGCGCGGGAAUUAAGAGUGCUUAAAAACUUUUCUUCGUUGAAAGCGAUCAUCUCCGGAUUACAGAGCAACGCGGUGUAUAGAUUGAGGAAGACGUGGGCGCUGCUUCCGAAAGAAAAAUCGGAGCUGUUUGAGGAGUUGGCGAGAAUUUUUAGCGAGGAUAACAACCGAUGGGCUCAGAGGGAACUUCUGAUGCGCGAGGGCACCGCUAAGUUUGCGGACACGGUCGGUGAAAACGAUCGCCAGCUGCAGAAGCUGCUGCACGAGCGCGGCUCGCCCGGCGUCAGCCACGGCACUAUUCCUUAUCUAGGAACAUUUCUAACCGAUCUCACUAUGAUCGAUACCGCUAUCCCCGAUACGGUGGCGGACGGCUUGAUAAAUUUCGACAAACGACGAAAAGAAUUUGAGGUGCUGGCGCAAAUAAAGUUAUUACAGGGUGCCGCAAACGCUUACCAUUUACCAUCGGACGCGAUGUUCGACAGAUGGUUCGAUUCCGUCAUAAUUCUUGACGAUCGCGAGGCGUACCAGCUCUCCUGUCAAAUAGAACCGCCCACGAACCCACCCAAAGAGAGGAGGCCGAGAAAGAUCGCCGACAAUAACAACCAGUGUCAUAGGAAAAAUGAUUCCAUCGCUAGCACGAGUUCUAGUAACAGUUCGCAAUUUUACUGCGAGACGGACGGCGUCACCAACGCCUGGAAGCGGGACAGCCUGGAGAGGCGGACGUCGCCCACCAGACUGUCGCAUGGUUCCUCCUCCUCCUCCCUGCCCUCUUUAGAUGUGUCAUUAUCGAGCGCGAACAGUGGCCAGAAGCCGCCGAACGGGAAAGUUCCUGCAAUCAGUCCGGCAUAUGCGAAUACACGAAACGGUCCAGAUUUCUACAUAAUCCGUGUGACGUAUGAAUCUGAUUGCGUGGAGACGGAGGGCGUGGUGCUGUACAAGUCGAUAAUGUUGAGCAACAAUGAGCGCACGCCGCAGGUCAUCCGCAACGCCAUGCUAAAACUGAACCUCGACGGCGACCCCGACGCCUACACGCUCGCACAGGUCCUACCUGAUCGAGAAAUGGUGCUCCCGGCCAAUGCGAAUGUAUACUACGCAGUGAACACUGCAUAUAACCUCAACUUCAUACUGCGGCCGCGCAAGUCGCAGCUAACAGAACCUGUGGCAAACGGAAAACCAAAAAACAAACGAACUUGAAUACAAAUUAUCUAAAUUUGUAAGAAAUAUUUUACAACACUUCAUAAUACUAGUCUAUUUCAUUCGCCCGAAACAUGAAUGCAUUCAUAAAUGUUUGUUUUUAAUAAAGAGAUGCAAUAAGUAAUAAGUGAUUCACAGCUCAUCUAUGUCUCUCAAACAAUGAACAAUAAACUAUGAAAUAGUGAUCUUUAAAAGUUAUGGAAUAUUGAAAACAACAAAUUUCUAGAAUUUUACAUAAUAUGUAUACAGGUUUCGAUUUGUGUGUGAAAAACCUAAAUGAGUACUAUUUGGAUUUCGACGAUUGAAACCUUAACACAUGUUGUCUCUAUUUUUUCCGAGAGAAUGUGAGAGAUGAAAAAAUCCAUACUGUGCACUAUAAGGGUGCGUACUGACCGACGU